Messenger RNA from Capsella rubella, 1558 nucleotides. Its product is annotated as heavy metal-associated isoprenylated plant protein 6. The transcript is spliced from 5 exons. The record is from RefSeq and is a predicted model, not a curated record. Bases 127 to 1266 code for a protein of 379 amino acids. Gene Ontology annotation, molecular function: metal ion binding. NCBI's taxonomy places the organism in Eukaryota, Viridiplantae, Streptophyta, Magnoliopsida, Brassicales, Brassicaceae.
UUUCCUUAUUCUCCAAACCAGAACAAAAUAUAUAUUCUCUCUGUGGGUACUUUUUUCCAGGAGUGUAUAUUCAAAAUUCUUCCAUAAAAAAGGGAAUUUAUCUGAUUCUCUACUAUUACUAACUACAUGGGUGAGAAAAAGGAAGAAACGGCGACGAAGCCUCAAGGAGAGAAGAAGCCUACCACCACCGAUGGCGGUGUCACCACCGUCGUUAUGAAGCUUGAUAUGCAUUGUGAAGGUUGCGGCAAGAAAAUCAAACGUAUCUUCAAACAUUUCAAAGGUGUUGAAGAUGUGAAGAUUGAUUAUAACGCUAACAAAUUGACGGUGAUCGGAAACGUAGAUCCAGUGGCGGUUCGUGAUAAAGUUGCCGACAAAGUCAAGAGGCCAGUCGAACUCGUCUCUUUGGUAGCGCCGCCGCCGAAGAAAGAGACUCCUCCUUCAGGCGGUGAGAAGAAGCCUGCCGCGGCCGAGGAGAAACCGGCAGAGAAGAAACCAGCCGCGGAGGAGAAAAAGGAAGAGAAGAAGAAAGAGGAAGGAGAGAAGAAAGCUUCUCCCCCACCACCACCAAAAGAGAGUACUGUGGUUUUGAAGACCAAGUUACACUGUGAAGGUUGCGAAAUCAAAAUCAAAAGAAUAGUCAACAAAAUUAAAGGGGUUAACUCGGUCUCCAUUGAUAGCGCCAAGGAUUUGGUUACAGUUAAGGGGAUUAUCGACGUGAAACAGCUCACUCCUUAUCUUACGGAGAAGCUUAAACGUACUGUCGAAGUAGUUCCAGCGAAAAAGGACGACGGAGCAGCAGCUGCAGCGGCUCCGGCCGGUGGGGAUAAGAAGGACAAAGGUGCUGGUGAGAAGAAAGAUAUUAAAGAUGUCGCAGAAAAGAAAGUUGACGGUGGUGGUGAAAAGAAGAAAGAAGUUGCUGUCGGCGGAGGAGACGGUGGUGCUAUGGUGGAUGUGAAGAAAUCGGAGUAUAACGGUUACGGUUAUCCUCCACAGCCCAUGUAUUAUUACCCACCAGGACAAGUAUACGGUCAACAGCAGCAUUACAUGAUGCAAGGACAAUCGUCUCAGUCUUAUGUACAAGAACCGUAUACGAACCAAGGAUACGUACAAGAAUCGUAUGCGAACCAAGGUUACGGUCAAGGUUAUGGACAAGAAGCACCACCACAACCAUAUAUGAACCACCAAGGCUACGCAGAUCCUUAUGGUCACAUGCGUGCGCCAGAGUUGUUUAGCGACGAGAAUCCAAAUGGGUGUUCUGUCAUGUGAGUGGAAAAAAAAUGAGUGGGGAGGAAAAUGUAAAUAACUAAAAAAUAUAGGGAGAGAAUGGUAGAUAUGACAAAUCUGUAAACUACGAAAGCACGGAAACUUCCGAGUCCGGUAAUCUAAACCGGCUGGAUUGGCCGGUUAUAGAACCGGUUUUUGAGAGGCGUGGAUUGGUUGGUUGGUUGGUUUAUUUCUUCUAUACUAUAGGUAUAAUUUUGUAUCGUAACUUUUGUUGAUGUGUAAUUUUCAAGUGAUCAUUAAUGAAAAUAUAAUAAUAUAUCCUAAUUAAACUGUC